Molecule: messenger RNA, 964 nt
Organism: Leptidea sinapis
Lineage: Eukaryota; Metazoa; Arthropoda; Insecta; Lepidoptera; Pieridae
Gene: Mp20
Product: muscle-specific protein 20
Exons: 4
Coding region: 140-694 (184 amino acids)
Molecular function (GO): protein binding
Source: RefSeq, a predicted model, not a curated record
ACAAGUAUGCGCAUGAGUUUUCCAGAAGGGCGCAGCCUGUCGCUCUAUAAAUACGGUCGCUUCAGUUUUCAGGAAUUCAGUCUAGCGGCGAUAUCGGCAGUGAGCUCACCUGCACACGAAGAAUACCAAGGAAAUAAACAUGUCUUUAGAACGUCAAGUCCGUGCUAAGCUCGCUUCCAAACGAAGCCCCGAAAAGGAGAAGGAAUGUCAGGAGUGGAUGGAAAGCGUCCUUGGCGCUAAAUUCCCCCCUGGAGAACUGUUUGAGGACGUUCUUAAGGACGGAACUGUCCUCUGCCAACUCAUCAACAAGAUCAAGCCUGGCUCCGUGGCCAAGAUCAACACCUCAGGUGGUCAGUUCAAAAUGAUGGAGAACAUUACCAACUUCCAGGCGGCAAUCAAAAACUACGGUGUACCUGACAUUGAUGUUUUCCAGACAGUCGAUCUUUGGGAGAAGAAGGAUAUCGCACAAGUUAUGAGCACUCUGUUCGCCUUGGGCCGUGAGACUCACCGACACCCAGAAUGGACUGGACCUUGCCUUGGACCCAAGCCAGCUGACGAGUGCAAGCGCGAAUUCUCCGACGAAGUGUUGAAGGCCGGUCAAACAGUAAUUGGUCUUCAAGCUGGCUCGAACAAAGGUGCCACCCAGGCAGGCCAGAACCUUGGUGCCGGUCGUAAGAUCCUGCUCGGCAAGUGAAGAGCCUGACGUGCAGCAAGUGAUAUUAGAUAUAAGUGAUUGUACAAAACUAUGAAACAAGACUGUCACACUCCGGGAAGAUCUAGUCGCACCAGAUGUGUAGAGUCGUGCGCUCUCUUGGUAGUUGGUGGCCAAGGGGUCCUGGUAUUGCCAACUUGGUAAUUACGUCCUAUACUUACAUGUGCUGAUGAGUUGGUUUUGUAUAUAGGAUAAGAAAUUGUAUUUAUUUCCAUUUAUUAUAGUAUUUUGUAAUAAAAUUUAAUUUAUUUA